AUGAACCCCCGGGUGGUGAAAACCGAGGCGGCCGACGAGCGCCUCACGCUGCCGGCGACUGGCGCCGGCGGCGGCGGACCGCGCGCCCCGGUUCAGUUCAUAGAGCUCAGCAGCAGCGACUCCGACUCUGACGGCGGCGUCAGCGGCAGCGCAAAGAGGUCCCACAGCGCGGCAGGGGACAGCGCCGCGGGGAAGCGGGCUAGGGUUUCCGCGGGGCCCGUGGUCGGCGUGGACGUGCCACCAGGCUUCCUCGAUCCGCUACCGGCGCCUCCACAGCCGUCGAGGGGCACGACGAAGCAGUUCUGGAAGGCCGGGGACUACGACGGGAAUCCGGCUGGGGGUGCGGAGCCGCCGCCAUCUGCAUCUGGAUUGGAACAUGUCCGCGUACAUCCUAAAUUUUUGCACUCAAAUGCAACAAGCCACAAGUGGGCUCUAGGGGCUUUGGCUGAGCUUCUGGACAACUCACUCGAUGAAGUUAGAAAUGGAGCUACGUUUGUGAACAUUGACAUGUUGGAGAAUAGUAAAGACAAAACAAGAAUGCUCCUUGUUGAAGAUAAUGGUGGUGGAAUGGACCCAGAUAAAAUGCGUCAGUGCAUGUCCUUGGGUUAUUCGGCCAAGAGCCAAGUUGCAAAUACCAUUGGACAAUAUGGAAAUGGUUUCAAGACAAGUACAAUGAGACUUGGUGCUGAUGUUCUGGUCUUUUCCCGUAGCCGUGGAAAAGAAGGCAAAAGGCCUACACAAAGCAUUGGCAUGCUAUCUUAUACCUUUUUGAGGAGCACUGGUAAAGAGGAUAUUGUUGUUCCAAUGAUUGAUUAUGAAAAAAAUGGACUGAAUUGGACAAGAAAGCUGCGGAGUACAUUUGCUGAUUGGAAUACAAGCCUACAGACUAUCAUUACAUGGUCGCCUUAUGGAACUGAAGCAGAACUACUUGAACAGUUUAGUUCUAUAAAGGAACAGGGGACUCGAGUUAUCAUUUACAAUCUUUGGGAAGAUGACCAAGGAGAUUUGGAACUCGACUUUGAUGCUGAUGUAAAUGAUAUUCAACUCAGAGGUGGUAACCGUGAUGAGAAAAAUAUCGAGAUGGCUAAGCGGUUUCCUAACUCCAAGCAUUUCCUUACAUAUAGGCAUUCAUUGAGGAGUUAUGCAUCUAUUUUGUAUCUCCGACUUUCGGAUGCUUUCCAAAUUUUUUUACGUGGAAAAGAGAUUGAGCACCAUAAUAUUGUGACUGACAUGAUGCUGAAGAAAGAGGUUACAUACAGGCCGGUUGCAACUAAUGGACUUCCAAAAGAUUCAAAUAUGGUAGCUGAUGUGACGAUUGGCUUUGUUAAGGAUGCAAAAUUCCAUAUUGACGUCCAAGGAUUUAAUGUAUAUCACAGGAACCGUCUGAUAAAGCCUUUCUGGAGAGUGUGGACUGCUGCGGGAAGUGGUGGGCGUGGUGUUAUAGGUGUACUUGAGGCUAACUUCAUAGAGCCAGCUCAUGAUAAGCAGGACUUUGAGCGCACAACUCUUCUAGCAAGACUUGAAGCACGAUUAAUUCAAAUGCAGAAGGAUUACUGGUCAGGAAAUGCUCAUCGGAUUGGUUAUGUUGGAGCUCGCUCUUUCAGAAGUCCUGAAACAGGAAGAGAAAACUCUCCUGAAGGUUCCCCAGGAGCACAACCAUCACCAGGUCAUUCUGGGAAAGAUUAUCCAAAACAGCGCAGCGCUGGUAAAUCAUAUUCUGCCUCCAGUAAAAAGAGCGGGAAAACAAGCACACCGUUUAGUUGUCAACAGGCUGAGAAGUCUGCCAGGACUAAGCGAUCUGCGGGAUCAAUACUGCAUGGAUUACCAGACACAAGUGAUGACAGUGAUUCUGAGUUUGUGAACACACCGUCAUUAAGUUCAAAAUCUCAUAUCCUGAAUGCACAUAGAAAAUAUUUCCAGAAUGAGAAUACUAGUUUGGCAACGCCCGCGUCCAAUGGAACAACAGAAAAAGAAAGAAGCAUAACCAAAUCCCAGUUGGCGGAACCAAAUGCAAGAAGUAACGUUGAUGGACAUUCCAUUGAUGAUCAUGAACCUGUAAUCAAGCAAUUGAGGGAUGAAAAUGCAUCAUUAAAGGAAAGGUUAUUGAUUGUGGAAGAGGCAACGUCACAAGAGCUGGUUAUGGAGCGGGACAAGGUCAAGUCUUUGACAGAGAGGCUGGAGGAUCUGCAGAGACAACUUGAUACUGCAAACAAGGAACAAGAAGCACUGAUCGACAUCUUUUCAGAAGAAAGAAGUCGGCGAGACGAAGAAGAGGAAAAUCUAAGACAGAAGCUAAAGGAAAUCAAACGCUGGCAGGAAAAGUCAAAAGGUGUGAGAAACUCACCAUGUUGCUACCGCCUCACUAACCAGAGAGACUCCAGUUUCAUGUUUUCACGCCCUGGGGCAUGGCAUCUCAGUUGCUUUUGCAACUCUAGCUUGUGUACGGCCAAUGUUUAG
This is a messenger RNA of Triticum turgidum subsp. durum (durum wheat), 2457 nucleotides long. The record is from the annotation of a GenBank genome assembly. NCBI's taxonomy places the organism in Eukaryota, Viridiplantae, Streptophyta, Magnoliopsida, Poales, Poaceae.